AUGGCUCUGCAUAAAUCUCACUCGGCCUCGCGCCCGCUGUGCUUCGUCAUGGCCCUGGCUGGCCUAGCGCUGCUCCUGUUCGGCCUUCUCUUCAACCUGGGAUCGCACAUGCUGCCGGUCGCCUCGUGCCCCCCGCCGCGCGUGCGCGUGUCCACGGAGCGCAAGGCGAAACCGCUGCCGCGCUGCGCCAAGCCCAACGCCGACGGCGUCGUGCCGCGCGCCAAGACCUUCCUCAUAGUCUUUAUGGGCAACUCGGCGUCCACCGCCAUCUCGCUCGACCUGCGCAACCACCCGGACGUCCACAUGGACGUGCUGGAGAUGGUCGACCUGCCGGGCUACGACAACACCACGGAGGCCCUCGCGCACGUCCGCCGCUUCUUCGACGAGGGCAUCGCCAUGGGCAAGAUCCCGGGCUUCAAGAUCCGCCCCAAGCACAUCCUCGCCAUGCGCGAGGAGUGGGCCGCCCUCGCGCGCGAGUACGACACCCACCUGUUUUGGCAGUACCGGAAGAACACGCUCAAGAGCGCGCUGACCAGCUACAUCAAGUACGAGGUGGCCGGCGGCGACAACGUCAACGUGGGCGGCAUGAAGAAGAACGUGUCGAUAGAGGAGCGGUGCCAGAUGGGCAAGGGAUGCAAGCAUCACAUCGACGUGGACUCGUUCUACGCGCGGCUGCGCGGGCAGCUGGACUGGACAAACACGGUGACGGAGGCCGUGCGGGUAAUGGACGACGCGCGCGGGUGCGUUUGGGAGGCGCCGUACGAGGAAUACCUCGAGGACCGCGAGACGUUCAACACCAACAUGCAGCGGUUCUUGGGCAUCAAGGAGAUGGCCGUCAAGCAGGAACGGUGGAAGGGCACCGGCGACGGGGUGUGCGACGUCGUCGAGAACUGGGAUGAACUGUGCGAAAAGCUGUACGGCUGCGUGAUCUGGCAGCCGCUGCUGGAGGACCCUAAGAACGGGUGCUUCUGCAACACGUUCGGCACGGGCACCGACGCCUACUGCCGGACGGACAAGGACCGCAAAAAAAAAUAG
Messenger RNA from Chondrus crispus (carragheen), 1035 nucleotides. RefSeq lists its product as hypothetical. The coding region runs from base 1 to 1035 and encodes 344 amino acids. Lineage: Eukaryota; Rhodophyta; Florideophyceae; Gigartinales; Gigartinaceae. The record is from RefSeq and is a predicted model, not a curated record. The transcript has a single exon.